This is a messenger RNA of Brassica oleracea var. oleracea, 646 nucleotides long. RefSeq lists its product as uncharacterized. NCBI's taxonomy places the organism in Eukaryota, Viridiplantae, Streptophyta, Magnoliopsida, Brassicales, Brassicaceae. The record is from RefSeq and is a predicted model, not a curated record. Bases 296 to 646 code for a protein of 116 amino acids. The transcript is spliced from 9 exons.
GAGGAAAGCGAGAUUCAAAUCAUUCUGGUGCGGCUUCAGUCAAAGGAAGCCGAGAAUGGAUCACUUGAGUCUCGGUUGAAUGUGCUAGAACAAAACACAGUGCCAUCUCUGAGAAAAGCUCUCAAGGAAAUUGCAAUGGAGAAAGAUGCUGCUGUUGUUUCACGAGAGGAUCUCUCAGCACAAGUUAGGACUCUGAAGAAACGUGUUAAUUAAGGAGGCAGAGGAAGAACAGUAUCGAGCUGAGGAAGAUGCAGCAUCUCUCAGAGCAGAGCUUAACUCGACACAACAACAAACAAUGGGUUCUUCAUUUGUUCCAUCUUCCCCGGACCAAGUAUUAGAGAAAGAGAUGCCCAAUCUAAAACUAGAAUUACAGAAAGAAUCAACGUUGAGGCAGCAAGAACAACAGCGUUUAGCUGAAGAACAAACCCGAGUUGCUUCUUUAAUGUCUGAAAAUCAGGAACUGGUACUGAAGAUUUCAGUUUUAUCCAGCGGUGCCUCAGAGGUAUCAGAAUCAAGUCAGAAAGUGUUUUCAGUGGAAGAUAAAGAAGUACUGGAGAAGCAGUUGCAUGAUAUGGCUGUUGCACUUGAAAGAUUGGAGAGUAGUAGGCAAAAGCUUCUCAUGGAGAGAAGCUUUUUGAUAUGUUGA